AUGGCGACAACGCAGGACAGUUCCAGCGCCGCCGCGCGUAUAGACACAGACUUGUACAGCCGACAAAUCGGCGCUUUCGGCCUCGAAACGAUGGGAAAACUCAUCACUCUACGCGUCCUCAUCUCGGGACUGCGAGGCGCUGGCGCUGAAUGCGCGAAGAACUUGAUCUUGGCGGGGCCCAACACCGUGGUCCUUCACGACCCUGCGCCGUGCGAAAUGCGAGAUCUGGGGAGCAACUUUUGCCUCACCGAGGCGCACGUGCAAAAGAGGCUGAGUCGAGCAGAAGCCUGCAAAAACGACUUGGCCGAACUCAACCAAUAUGUCACUGUCGAGGUUCUGCCUGACGCCAAACUCACAGAGGAAAUCGUGGCGCGCUUCGACGUGGUGAUUGUGACGGAGGCCGGGAACGAGGAGCUGAAGCUCUACAACAGGUUCUGUCGCGCGGCGCCUCGGCCGGUCGGUUUUGUGGCGACGAAUGUGUUUGGCCUGGCGGCGUCGAUCUUUGUGGAUUUUGGCGAGCGGUUCGUGUGUCUAGACAGCGACGGGGAAGAGCCGAAGGAGGUGAUUGUCGCGGGCAUUACUCACGAGCGCGCGGCGACAGUCCACACACACACGGACAAGUUGCUGCCUUUCCAGGAAGGCGACUUUGUUGUGUUUCGCGAAGUGCAAGGCAUGGAGGAAAUCAACGAUCUGCCGCCGAUGCCGAUUCGCGUGACGGGGAAACACAGCUUCCAGAUCGGCGACACCUCAGCCUUCUCGCCGUACGCCUCUGGAGGGAUUGCUCGUCAAGUGAAGAUGCCCAAGACGAUCCCUUUCAAGUCCUACGAGGCGGCGUGCCGCGCGCCGGUUGCAGAUGGCGAGGCGAUGCUGAUUGUCCCCGACUUGGGAAAGUUCGGGAGGUCGGAGCAGCUGCAUCUGGCCUUCCAGGCAGUGCUGAACUUCCGGGAUCAGAGCGGAAACGACGCGCUUCCCCAUCCGCUCGACGCCGCGCGCGCGGGUCUCCACCGGCAAGCUGUGGCGGCGUGCGUCGCGGAGGCGAAGCGCCUGAACGAGGAGGCGCGGCUUCGCGCAGAAGAGGAAGGGAAGAAAGGGGACCACGGCGAGAAGGGCAUUGUUUUCGUCGAUGAGGUCGACGAGAAAAUCGUGUCAAACGUCGCAGCCUUCGCGCAGUGCGAGAUCUCGCCGAUGGCUGCCUUUGUCGGCGGCGUCGUUGCACAAGAAGUCGUCAAGUUCACUGGAAAGUACACCCCUCUCCGCGGUUUCCUGUACAUGGACGCCUUCGAGACGUUCCUCCCGCCCGAGGCGAAGGCGGCGAUUGUCCAGGACACGAAGAACGUUGCGAGCUUCUCGCUCCAGAGCCGCUACGCAGACCAAGUCGCCCUCUUCGGCCCGGAGUUCCAAAACCACCUCGGCCGCAUGCACGCAUUCGUCGUCGGCGCAGGCGCUCUCGGAUGCGAACUCUUGAAAAGCCUGGCCCUCAUGGGCUGCGGAUGCGGCCCAGAGAAGGAGGGGAAAAUCACCGUCACCGACAUGGACCGAAUCGAGGUCUCAAACCUCAAUCGCCAGUUCCUCUUCCGCAGAGAACACGUCGGAAAAGCGAAGAGCGUGACUGCAGCCGCCUCAGCGCGAGCUAUGAAUCCGGAUCUACAGAUUGUCGCUCUGGAGGAUCGCAUGGGCGUCGAGACGGAGGCGACAGUCUUCACAGACGAUUUCUGGCAAGGCCAGCAAAUCAUCAUCAAUGCUCUCGACAACAUCCAGACUCGACAGUAUGUGGACGGCCGGUGCGUGUGGUUCGGCUUGCCGCUCCUGGAGAGCGGCACGCUCGGAACAAAGGGCAACGUCCAGGUCGUGUUGCCCUCGUUGACGCAGUGCUACUCCGACAGCGCCGAUCCGCCUGAGGACUCGAUUCCCCUCUGCACGUUGCGCCACUUCCCGCAUGCAAUCGAGCACACCAUCGAGUGGGCCCGCGACUGCUUCCAAGGCGUCUUUUGCGACGCUGUCGGCGAGCCGAACAAAUUCAGAGAAAACCCCGAAAAGUACCUCGAACGCCUCAGAGGAGAGGGCAUUCUCUCGGUCCAGAAGGAUAGACUGGAGAAGAUUCGUGAUCUGAUCUCUCAGUGGCAAGACAAGGACACAAAAGCCUUCUCUCCGCCCUCCUUCGAGCGAUGCGUCGAGAAGGCCGUUCUUCUCUUCCAAGACUUGUUCUUUAACCAGAUUUCGCAGCUUCUCUACUCCUUCCCCCUCGACCACCGCACCUCUGAGGGGACUCUCUUCUGGGCUCCGCCCAAGAGGCCACCCACGCCGAUUUCCUUCGACGCAAACGACCCGGCUGCGCUCGACUUUGUUGUGGCUGCCUCCAACCUCUUUGCAUUCAACUUUGGCCUGUCCGCAGUUAGGGACAGGGCGAAGAUCCAGGCGAUUGCGGCGCAAGUGGCGAUUCCUCAGUUCACACCCAAGAGGCUGCAGAUCAACACGGACGAAACGGAGCAAAAGCCGAACGGGAAUGGCGCUCAGGCUGGAGCCUCCGUCCCUGCGCCCGCCCGACUGAGUCUCUCUCUGAGCACCGAAGCGGAGGAAGAAACUGUCGCGCGCCUGGAAAAGGAUCUCCUCGCCACGACGGACUUGCAGAAGAUGGUUUUCGUCCCGGUGGAGUUCGAGAAGGACGACGACACGAACUUCCACAUCGAUCUGGUGCAUGCAGCGUCGACGCUUCGAGCGCUGAACUACAAGAUUCCUUGCUGCGACAGAUACAAGACAAAGAUCAUUGCGGGUCGUAUCAUUCCUGCGAUUGCCACCACGACGGCGAUGAUUACCGGCCUGGUCUCGCUGGAGCUGCUCAAGACUGUCACCUACAAACAAAGGAAGUUGGAGGAUUUCAAGAACGCCUUCGUCAACCUCGCCCUGCCUCUCUGGCUCUUCAGCGAACCCAUGCCUCCGAACCGAGUCGUGGACAAGGACUUUGAUCCCGUUGCAUGCGGUCCCAUCCGUGCGAUGCCCAAAGGCUUCUCCUGCUGGGACAAAAUUCAAGUGGACAUUCCGGGAUGCACCGUGCAGCAGCUGUGCGAGUUCCUGGAGGAGAAGUUUGACGUCGAAGUCAACAUCCUGUCCGUAGGAAACUUUUGUCUCUACAACAGUUUCCUCCCCGUCCACAAGCAACAACGCUACAAAAAGUCGAUUGUGCAGCUCGUCGAGGAAGUGACAAAGACGCCGAGCCAGCAAUCCGUCGCGGUGGAGAGCAGUUGCAGCGCCAAGAGCGACGGUGUGGACGUGCUUCUCCCCACGAUCCGUGUGCUCAACAAAUGA
Molecule: messenger RNA, 3303 nt
Organism: Neospora caninum
Lineage: Eukaryota; Apicomplexa; Conoidasida; Eucoccidiorida; Sarcocystidae
Product: ubiquitin-activating enzyme E1, related
Exons: 12
Coding region: 1-3303 (1100 amino acids)
Biological process (GO): protein sumoylation
Cellular component (GO): SUMO activating enzyme complex; cytoplasm
Molecular function (GO): SUMO activating enzyme activity
Source: RefSeq, a predicted model, not a curated record